Molecule: messenger RNA, 2742 nt
Organism: Serinus canaria (Common canary)
Lineage: Eukaryota; Metazoa; Chordata; Aves; Passeriformes; Fringillidae
Gene: HS3ST1
Product: heparan sulfate-glucosamine 3-sulfotransferase 1
Exons: 2
Coding region: 183-1145 (320 amino acids)
Molecular function (GO): [heparan sulfate]-glucosamine 3-sulfotransferase activity
Source: RefSeq, a predicted model, not a curated record
ACGCCGCCGCCACCCGCGGGCGCCCAUGGAAGAGCGGGGCGAGCGCUGCCCCCCGGCCCCGCGCCCCGGCGCGAAGUUUUUGCCUGAGAAAUACAUAUUUGCUCAGCAAAAAAAAAUCCACUUUUAAGGGUUGUUCUUGCCCUAUCACCCACUUGAGUGAAACCAGACUAAGAACUUCUGUCAUGGCAGCUUUUCUGCUGGGAGCUGUGUUGCUUAUUGUUCAACCUCAGAUAGUGCCUUCCAGACCAGCUAUAAAUUCAAAUGCUGAGACUUCUUCUCAGUCUGUUCAGAGAGAGCUUUUAAAGAAAACAUCUCAGAAAAAUGACUUCAAGGAAAACAUUAAUUCUAAUGGAUCAUGUCAGCAGCUGCCACAGACUAUUAUUAUUGGAGUGAGAAAAGGUGGAACAAGAGCUUUGUUAGAGAUGUUGAGUCUCCAUCCAGAUAUUGCAGCAGCAGAAAGUGAAGUUCACUUCUUUGACUGGGAAGAUCAUUACAGGAAUGGAUUGCAGUGGUAUAUUAAUCAAAUGCCGUUCUCAUAUCCCCAUCAGAUCACCGUGGAAAAAACUCCAGCAUAUUUCACAUCACCUAAAGUGCCUGAAAGAGUUUAUAACAUGAACCAAUCCAUGAGACUACUCCUUAUUUUAAGAGACCCAAGUGAGAGAGUACUGUCAGAUUAUACCCAAGUGUUCUACAACCACAUGCAGAAGCACAAGCCGUACCCAUCCAUUGAGCAGUUCCUGGUAAAACAUGGUGAACUCAAUGUGGACUACAAGGCAAUAAACAGAAGCUUAUACUACAUUCACAUGCAGAACUGGCUGAAGUAUUUUCCUCUUGAUCAUAUCCACAUUGUAGAUGGGGAUAAACUAAUCAAGGAUCCCUUUCCAGAAAUAGAAAAGGUAGAGAGAUUUCUGAAGCUGUCACCACAGAUAAAUGCUUCAAACUUUUAUUUCAAUAAAACUAAGGGGUUCUACUGCCUGAGGGACAGUGGUAGGGAGCGCUGUUUACACGAGUCCAAAGGACGAGCACACCCACAAGUCGACACCCGGUUACUCGAGAAACUGCAGGAAUAUUUCCAUGAACCCAACAAGAAGUUCUUUGAGCUUGUGGGCAGAACAUUUGACUGGCACACAUUUAUGGCAAGUUAGUGGUAAGCUUCAGAACCUAUGUUCCAGUGUACAGUUAGAAGAUUUAAAAAGGGCAUUUAAGCUAUUAUUUAUUUGUAAAAUCCAUAAAUACUUCUGUACAGUAUUAGAUUCACAAUUGCCAUAUAUACUAGUUAUAUUUUUCUACUUGUUAAAUUUGAAAGCAUUUUGUAUUGUUUUUCAUGGUUGUUAACAUUGUGUAUGAUGUGUCUAUAUGAAGAAACUAAAUUAUUUCGUUGCUGAAGGUGCUCUCUUGAGAAUGUGUUGUCUUUUUAAUAAAUAAGAAAUUCAUUUUGACAGAACAUUUCUGAAUUAUUUGAAUACUUUGGCCUUCCUGGACUAUUUUCUCUAAUUGCUAAUGAAUAUGCUAAAUUUUAUCUUUCCAUUUUUCUUAGUUUAAAGUGUGGAUUAAUAAUUUCUCUUCCAUUUGAAAAUACUGUUGUAGUUUACAAACUGUUCAAUCCUGCUUUAUGAAAUUAUUACCUUUCAAAGUGGUGGUACUUACACGUGUUGGGAAAUGCACACCCAAAGGACAAUGGAAGUCUCUGUGUAAUUUGAUAUAUUAACUGCUAUACUUAACGUUCAUAUUCACUGUUAUAACAAGUGCUUCUCAAUUCUUUGGCAGUACAGUGCAGGUUUCAUGGCAGAUUUUUAAAGAUUCUGUGGGGACCAGCUCAUAAAAUACAGUUAGCUGUAGAAAUAUGGUCAACCUGAAAACUUCCAGUCUCUGAAUGGAUGCAUACUUCAUAAAGAGUAUGGUUGAGAGAAUUUAAGCAAUAUAGAGACUUUUUCAAGGCUGCAUUUGACUGUUCCUACAUUUCAUAGCACAUUUAUGCUUUACCAUCACCUAAAAUAAACACACCAGAAAAAUUAGUUGGUCUGCGUUCCAGUAAGUAGCAACUUCUUUCAUAUCAAUAUUACCACAUUUGUCCCCUACUUAAGGCUGCUUUCUAUGAGUUUGUAGUUGCUUCAUGCAACUGAAAAUUGCCUAUGGACUACUAUUUGUUUAAUCUUCUUCCAAGAACCACGAUGCCAGGUCUUGAUUAGAUGUGUGUUGUGGGAUUAACCCAAAUUCCAGGAACUUGCCUUGUUUUCCAUCUGCUAAAAAUGGAAGUUAGAUGUUAGUACAUUGGUAAAAACUGCAGUUGUCCUUAUUUGCAGUGAUUAUGAUGUCUUGUUAACCAUCAGUUUCUGGAGUUAGAGUUAAUCCAGUUUCCACACAAGGCUUCUCACAGUACUUUCAAUCCAAACUACCCAUUUUAUUUCAUAAUCUUGAGUUUAGUUGUUGAAUGUGCAAUGGCAACACCCAGUAAAUUUGAACUUGUAGCUGAUUGUUACAAUACUUUAUGAAAUUUUAAUGUAGAUUCAAUCUUUUUUUUUUUCUGCUGAGCUAGUGCAAACUUGGGCACUAUGACAAGGUAUCAUCUGGAUGCAAAUAUCCCAUAUUAUGCCUUUUGCAUGAAAAUUUGCAGAUGCUGUCCCUCUCUCCCACUCCUUGUGCACCUGCCCAAGCUGUAUUCAACCUCAGAGAGGUUGGUGGUGUUUUAUAGAGCCUACAAUGAAAUGCUAUUGUACUCAAUAAAAUAUUUUCUGAAUUGCA